Naegleria gruberi is the source of this 1107-nucleotide messenger RNA. RefSeq lists its product as uncharacterized. Bases 1 to 1107 code for a protein of 368 amino acids. The transcript has a single exon. Gene Ontology annotation, molecular function: protein binding. NCBI's taxonomy places the organism in Eukaryota, Heterolobosea, Eutetramitea, Acrasida, Naegleriidae. The record is from RefSeq and is a predicted model, not a curated record.
AUGAAAGAAUUAACAACGAAUGAAAAUGAAAAAGUGGAAUUGAUGAUUAAAGGAGCUCAAUUGGGUGAUUAUACUAUGCAAUUUGAUUUGGCUAAUUAUUAUAAAACUAGUGAACAACAUUCGGAGGCAAUACAAUGGUUUUUGAAAGCACUAGCUCACAAUAACAAAAAAGAAAAUCUCACUAUUUAUAAUUAUUUAGGAAACUGUUAUUUGGAAGGAUCUGGUCUUGAAAAAGAUAUUAAAAAGGCCCAAUAUUGGUUUGAAAAAAGUGCACUGAAAGGAAAUGCAUAUGGUCAAUUCGGUGUUGCAUCCUGUCAUGAUGAAAAUCAUUCUUAUACCAAAGCAUUUGAAUGGUAUAAAAAAGCAGCAGACCAUGGGGACUCUAAUGCUUUAUUCAAUGUUGCUUAUUGUUAUGAAUGGGGUGAGGGUGUUGAAAAGGAUCUCUCCAAAUCAUUUGAAUGGUUCCUAAAGUCUGCUGAAAAAGGAGAUGCUGAAGCUCAGUAUCGUAUUGGUAUGCGUUAUACAAUGGGAAAAGGAGUUGAAAGAGAUUUAUAUAAGGCAUUCAAUUGGUAUUAUAAAUCCUCCAAAAACGGAUAUAUAAAUUCCAUGUUUCAACUUGGAUAUAUGUAUGCUAGUGGUAAAGGAACAUCGUUUGAUGGAGCUAAAUCAUUGAAAUGGCUAAGUAGGGCAAGUGAAGGUUACGAACAUGCUAAAACAGUUAUUGGAUUUUUAAAUCAUUUUGGAUUGAAUUCAAUGAGCAAGGAACUCAAUUAUGCUGAUCAAAUGAAUAUUUCAGAAUCAAUUAAGAAGAAUACAAUUGAAUCUCUUCGCAAGUGUGGUGCUUGUGAUAAUAUUUGCAAGGGAUUUUUCAAAUCAACUUUAGAUGGCGGAUUAUCUUUUAAUGUUUGUAAUGAUUGUUUAAAAUGUAUGGAUUUGGAACAGAUCAAGGAAAAAUUUAAAUCUGAAAUUGGAGACAGAAUACUGUAUCACACUCAUUACCUUGCAAAUUUCCUUCCUCUCAUCAUUUAUUGUAGAGAUGAGAAUAAGGUUGUUAAUUCAAACCUGGAGAGUUUUAUUACACAACUGGAAGAUUGUGCCAAAGAAUAA